Fopius arisanus is the source of this 3403-nucleotide messenger RNA. RefSeq names its product proton-coupled folate transporter-like. The record is from RefSeq and is a predicted model, not a curated record. Bases 1641 to 2648 code for a protein of 335 amino acids. The transcript has a single exon. Gene Ontology annotation, molecular function: transmembrane transporter activity. Gene Ontology annotation, cellular component: membrane. Lineage: Eukaryota; Metazoa; Arthropoda; Insecta; Hymenoptera; Braconidae. Gene Ontology annotation, biological process: transmembrane transport.
UAGUGAGUGCUUAUUCAUAUUGAUUGACAGUUCUUACUCAUUCCCGUGUAAUUCUUGACUUAAUCUUAUCAAAUUAGAUUCUCUAGAAGAGAAUAUAUUAAAUUAUUGGGAGUAAUGAAAUAAGAAAAUGAAGAGGUAAACGUUAAAAAGAAUAAGUCAUUCGGAAGGAAAUGUUUAUUUAUUACCAGCCAUAACUGAACUCAUUUAUAAAAAAUGCAAUUAUCCACUUGUUUUUUUUUUCUGUGUCAGUUAGACCGAUAACAAGGCUCACGAGAUAAUUUCGGGCGGUCUGUACGACAAUUCUUAUCCCCUUCCUUCGUUGUAAUCUUGGGUGUUGAUGAAGUAAAUUAGAUAAGCUCUCCAACGUCCUUGUUGCCCCAGGCACUUAAAGUCAUGCCUGAUUGUAAACAUUUUCUACUUCAGCUGAAGUUCAAGGUAUAAUUGACACUGCCUUUACAAUAAAAUGUAUUUUACGUAAGAGUGAAGGAUAAAUACAUUAUUCUCUUCUCUCUGGUAUUUUGUGAUUAUUUUCAUUUGGAAAAUCAACGACUGCGGUUGAAUUAUUCUGUGAGACCGACGUAAUCGUCCACACCUUUUUCUAUUAUAAUUCAAAGAAAAGAGUUAUGCAAUAGGGCAUUACAUUGAACCGUUCAAUCCACCAUUUUUCAUCUUCAAUGGAGAUGAUGACAGUAACAGCGACAGGAAGACUUGAAACUUUCUACGGACUCUUGCCCCCGAAGAAAUUGCAUCUUCCCCUUUCGUAAUCCCAGGGAUUUGCGAUGAUUGGAAUGGAAAAAUAAUUUUCAAACUGAAAACCGGUCUAAAAUGAAGAACGAGAGAAUUUUCAAUGGGUACCGGCCGAGACUCUCCAAACGAUUCCAUCUUCUGCAAGAAGUUGUGAAGAAGUCUAUUGUCAUGUUUGUUGAGAGCAUCGGAAUGGUACGAUAAACUCAUUGACUCGGAGGAUUUUUUAUUAUCUCGAAGAGUGGAUUAAAAAAUGGAGGAAAAGAAAAGAAAAGAAAACAUAAUAAAUGGUCUUCAUCCUGCUGAUGUGUGGAAUGCCCAUGGUGGAAUGGGCCAGCCGAUUCCUGAAAGGGCAGAAUGUCUAAUCAUCGGGAUACAAUGAAUUAAUUAGCUCGAGGUAAUGAGUAUUGUUUGAUGAUGAUAAUUUGGACAACUGGAGGAUUUCUUCGAUGAAGGCCGUCCAAGUGAUCAGGGGAGUAAGUAUAUAUACAAGUUAAAUGCAUGGGUGGAUGGACUCGAGUAGCACAGAGGGGGAAGAAGGUAUAGAGGGACAAAAUGGAAGAGGGGCCCUGUAAAAGAUGCGAAGUUGCAUUGCACACUAUGCCAAUAGGCAACAGUGGAGUGCGGUACGUAGUGGUACAUUAGUUGAGAAAGAGAAUACUCGAUUUAUCUUGGGCAAAUCGAUGAUCAAACGUCAUCUCUACGAUCAGCAUUAGAAGAACACAAAGAAUCAGCGAUUGAAAUUGGUGGUGGUGGUGAUGUUGGCGGUGGCAGAGGUGGUGGUGACGGUGGUGAAUGAGUGAAGGAACCUCUUGCUGUUUUAUAAUCGAGUGGUCAUUCAAUAGUCAACAGCUGAGCCACCUGGACAACCGAGGAUUAUCGACAAAUAGACCAAAAUGACGAACAACGUGGUCCUCCAGGGGACAAUACCAUCGUCAUCCCCAGUGGAAUCAUCGGAUGAUCGUAAAAAAUCAUUGUCAUCGCCCAGUGAAAAUUUAAUGAGCCAAAAAUCGAUGAGCUUUCGGGAGAAGUUGCAUUUUUUAUCUAGUAAUAUAACUGUUGAACCUAUGGUGGCCUGCUACAUAAUGCCAAGUGUAUUAGCAUCACUUGCAACACAGAAUUUGAAUCUAGAAAAAGCGUGUAGAGUUAAUCUUGGGUAUUCUGACAGAGUGUGUAGUGCAUUAGCCGCUAGAAAUACAACGGGUUACGAGGAAGAGGAAACUGCUGUUCAACAGCUUGUUGCUGGAAUGCAGACAUGGAAGUUAGCACUUCAGAGUGGAUUACCAACUCUGCUGAUACUUUUUCUGGGUGCAUGGAGUGAUCGUACUGGUUUGAGGAAGCCCUGUAUGCUGUUACCAAUAGUUGGUGAAUUUCUGACAAGUGUCAGUCUGAUAAUCUGCACGUAUUGGUUCUACGAAUUGCCCAUGGAAGCUGCUGGUGUAUCAGAAGCAUUUUGGCCAGCGAUAACCGGUGGUUGGUUCACCAUGUUCAUGGCUAUAUUCAGCUACAUCGGGGAUAUAACAACCGUUGAGUCCAGGACACUGAGAAUUGGUGCUGUCAAUGUAUUUCUAUCACUGAGUGUACCCAUUGGCAUGGCGUUGUCUGGCAUUUUGUACAUUAAAAUUGGAUUUUACGGUGUUUUUGCUAUAUCAACGGUCUGUUAUGUUGCUAGCUUUGUUUAUGGAUUAGUUGUAAUCAAGGAAGCACCCAGACCUGAUAAUUAUGUGCCGGUCAAAAGAACUAACAUGUCCGUGUGCGCAACUAUUGUGGAUUUUUUCUCGUUCAGGCACAUCGAGGAGACGUUCAGGGUUGCUUUCAAGAAAGGGGCGAAUAAUCGCCAGAAGAGAGUCGCUGUGCUCAUGAUUAUUGUUAUGGUUGUUGUUGGACCUAUGUAUGGUGAGUAAUCAUGAACCUUUCACUUUUAUCAUCAUCAUCCCCAUAAAAAUAACAAGUACGAGAAAGUUAAUGACAUGUCACAUUGACACACGCGACACAGAUACGAAUAUGACGUUUCUAUCUAGUUUCCAAUCGUAACGUUCUGCACAUUGCAUAAACACCCGCGGAGAAUUACCAUUAGUCAUACAUAAUCGGCAAGAUGGAAAAAGUGGAUAAAUGUGAGAAACCGAGGGAAUUUUUUAUUGUACUAAUUGAAAAAUGACAAAUUUGUGGAAAUCAACGAAUUGAAGGUAAUGAUCCCCUGGAAUAACACCGGGUACACGAGUACCUGACCAACACGUGACAAUUUUGAAUUCCACGUUCUUCACAAGAUCGUUCUUCGUUGAAUUUUUGACCUUCCGAAACAAUGAAGCCUCGUACACCCACUCGCUACCGGAAAUCAUUAAAACUCAAUUAGAUCAAGACAUUUUUUUCAUGAAAAUCUUAACCUGUCGGAAUUAUGUAAUUCCAUUGCGCCAAAUGAUUGAUGAUUUUUCGUGUACUUGCAUUAACGAUUUUUUAACACUUUCUUGAGGUUUAUUUUAUUCGUGUAAAUGUCAGUCCUGUCCUCGGUAUUCUGAAUGCUCUUAACGACUUGGCCCAAUGCCGGAGUGUCUCAUUGAUAGUCUCCAAGGACUGCUCUCCGGUUGUUCACGAAUUAUUCGAUUUUCACUGAGUUGCAAUGAAGUCUAAGUACACAGAACGGUUAAUACUUGAAACCUGA